GACCUUGCAAGAAGAAAAGAUAACGGAACCCAUAUCCGACAAAGUAUUCUUCAGGGCGGUCGAGGUCGUAAAAUCAAAAUUAACCACUGCGACCUUAAAGGAAACCGAUGAACAAGGAGCUUUCGUUUUUGAUUGGGACCACGAUGAUUUGCUUUCCCAUAUUGUAAAAAUGUCGGGAAGAUUGCACAGAAAUAUGAACAAUGAGAAUUUUCGUAGGAAUGAUCGUUUGACAAAAGCUUUUCAAUAUGCACCACUUUUCAAUCAAAAUGAGUACAACCUAAAAUCAGAAUUCAUCAACAAUGUAAAAACAUUACUUCCAGGAUUUGAAAAUUUAUUUGCCUUUGAUUGGUUGACCGUCGAUGGGCAACAACAACAUGGUCAAGGACAUCUAAUUUUUAUAUCAAAUGUUGGGGUUCUGGCCGUGGUCGAAGUCAAAUAUAUUGUACCGAACGCUACACGAGAUGUUAGAGAACAAAGUCAAAUGCAAGUUAGAGAGAGGACCAAAAGGAUUAAAAUAGAAGCUGCCAAAAAAUUUAAAAUGGUUACAAUUGGAGUCACCUUUACCAAUGACGGCGAAUAUCCAAUACGGUUUGUGAAUAGUAUUGAUAGAAAUAUUGCCUUUGCUGUGGCUAAUUAUACCAAGAAUCGUGCCUUUUGGAGUAGAGUCAUAAAAAUCAUAAUAUUGACUCUCACAGUCGGAGGGGUUUCGGUGUACCUUAUCAUGUACACAGAAAUAAACGUGGUUGGGCUAUUAGGGUUAAUUGUCUGGGGUCUUGCUCUGCUCUUUAUUAGCAAUGGAAUUUAUUAG
This is a messenger RNA of Acaulospora morrowiae, 808 nucleotides long. NCBI's taxonomy places the organism in Eukaryota, Fungi, Glomeromycota, Glomeromycetes, Diversisporales, Acaulosporaceae. The record is from the annotation of a GenBank genome assembly.